AUAAAAAGCACUUAAAAUUGUUUGUCUAUAGCCGCUUCAAGAGAUUUUAUUAAAUUGAAAUAGAAGAAGAGCCAGGAUUAUAUGAAAAAUGUCAUUUUCAUCGGACGAAGUUAAUUUUCUUGUUUAUAGAUAUUUACAAGAAUCAGGAUUUUUGCAUUCUGCUUAUAUGUUUGGCAUUGAAUCGCAUAUAUCUCAAAGUAAUAUAAAUGGCGCGUUAGUUCCUCCAGCAGCUCUUUUGUCAAUCAUCCAGAAAGGAUUGCAAUAUACGGAAGCAGAAAUAAGCGUUGGAGAAGAUGGAACAGAGACGAAAAUCGUGGAGAAAUUGAGUCUUAUUGAUGCUGUUAUGCCGGAAGUAGUUGCAAAUCGUCAAAAUCAAUUGAAUAAAACAAAAGCUACGCUGGCUGAAACGACGGAAACGAAUGGAGAACAAACAACUGAAGCAGCUAGUUCAACUGGUCAAGAAAAGACAGAUGGAGCAAUUAAAGAUGAUCCAGAUGCUGACAAUUUCAUAGAAAUUUCUCAAAAUAAAGCAACAAUAUUGCGAGGCCAUGAGAGUGAAGUGUUUAUUUGUGCUUGGAAUCCUAUGCGUGAUUUAUUAGCCAGUGGUUCUGGUGAUUCAACUGCCCGAAUUUGGGACAUGUCAGAUAAUGCAUCAUCCAGUAAUCAAUUGGUUCUACGUCAUUGCAUCAAACAGGGAGGAGCAGAAGUUCCAUCAAAUAAGGAUGUUACAUCAUUAGAUUGGAAUUGUGAUGGAACUUUUUUGGCUACUGGUUCUUAUGAUGGCUACGCUAGAAUUUGGACAACAGAAGGACGCUUAGCAAACACAUUGGGACAACAUAAAGGUCCAAUAUUUGCAUUGAAAUGGAAUAAGAAAGGAAAUUUCAUUUUAUCUGCUGGCGUUGACAAAACUACAAUCAUUUGGAAUGCUGUAACGGGUGAAUCACAUCAACAAUUUUCAUUUCAUAAUGCGCCAGCACUUGACGUCGAUUGGCAGACAAAUACGUCAUUUGCAAGUUGCAGUACUGAUCAGCAAAUCCAUGUUUGUAAAUUGGGAGCUGACAAACCUAUAAAGACAUUUAUUGGUCAUUUGAAUGAAGUAAAUGCUAUCAAGUGGGAUCCACAAGGUCAAUUACUGGCGUCUUGUUCCGAUGAUAUGACUUUAAAAAUUUGGUCAAUGAAUUUCGAUUCAUAUGUACAUGAUUUGCAGGCACAUUCAAAGGAAAUUUAUACAAUCAAAUGGUCACCGACUGGUCCAGGAACAGCAAAUCCUAAUAUGAAUCUUAUUUUAGCUAGUGCAAGUUUUGAUUCGACAGUUCGCUUAUGGGAUGUUGAACGAGGAACUUCUAUUCAUACAUUAACAAAACAUACUGAGCCUGUCUACUCUGUAGCAUUCAGUCCAGAUGGUAAAUAUUUAGCAUCGGGAAGUUUCGACAAAUGCGUUCACAUCUGGAGCACACAAACAGGAGCUCUUGUGCACAGUUAUCGUGGAACAGGAGGAAUAUUCGAAGUCUGUUGGAAUUCAAAAGGCUGCAAGGUUGGCGCUAGUGCAUCUGAUGGAUCCGUUUUUGUUUUAGAUUUAAGAAAACUUUAAAGUAAAUGUUUAUUUUUAAAAGAAAAUUAAUUGACGAUUCUCAUAAAUGAGACAAUACAAAACAUUAAGAAAAAAAAAUUAAGAUCCGAUUAAGAGCAUUUGUAUACUUGCAGAUGACAUUAAAAAAAAUUGUUUUGAAACAGAA
Molecule: messenger RNA, 1736 nt
Organism: Chironomus riparius
Lineage: Eukaryota; Metazoa; Arthropoda; Insecta; Diptera; Chironomidae
Source: the annotation of a GenBank genome assembly